Molecule: messenger RNA, 1336 nt
Organism: Octopus sinensis (East Asian common octopus)
Lineage: Eukaryota; Metazoa; Mollusca; Cephalopoda; Octopoda; Octopodidae
Product: E3 ubiquitin-protein ligase MIB2-like
Exons: 10
Coding region: 402-1115 (237 amino acids)
Biological process (GO): protein ubiquitination
Cellular component (GO): cytoplasm
Molecular function (GO): protein binding; ubiquitin-protein transferase activity
Source: RefSeq, a predicted model, not a curated record
AGGAUCCAACAAUAAUAAAUAAACCUAUUGAUAUAUUUGGAAAAACUCCUUUAAUAUUGGCCUCUCAAUUGGGCGCCGAUAGAAGAAUACUCGAAUUAUUGCUAGAAGCAGGAAGAGGGGUGGGAGCAAAAGACUCCUUGUUUGGUAAUACAGCCUUACAUUGGGCUGUGUGGAGCGAUCGACCUCAUGCUGUGGAGAUCUUACUAUCUCGGGGCAGUGAGGUCAAUGCACGGUCUAAUAAUGGUGAAACACCGCUGCACUGGGCCUGUUCGCGGGGACACUUGCACACUGUCGAGCUGUUGUUGGGUCACAAUGGCAUCGAUGCCAAUGUGGUGAACAACGAUGGAGACACACCACUGCAUUGGGCAGUUCGGAGGCGAUGGUAUAAAGUGGUGUGUGCGAUGCUGUCCAAGGAUUCGGUGAAUUUAGAAAUUGUGAACAAAAAAUAUAGGACACCAUUGCUUGAAGCUGUCUCGGACGGUCACCUCGGAAUAAUUCAGAGGCUGAUAGCCAGGGGUGCGAAUGUAAAUGCUGUCGACAAAGAAGGCAGUAAUUGCCUGCACCUGGCGUUAGCAACCAAAGAAUUUCAUUCUGAGGUGGAGCACAUGACCGUGUUAGAUCAGUGGUCCUGGAAACUCUCUUUGAACAAGAAAGAUAGGCUCUGUUCCAUAAUUGUUGCGAGUUACCUAUUCGAAUCCGGAGCCACCUUUUACCAGAAAAAUAUGGAGGGUAUGUCACCACUGGACCUCAUCAAGGAUGGAAAUUUGAAAGAAAAAUUAAAAACCUUUAUACCACCAGCAUGUACAUAUUGUCAAGUGAUGUAUGCCUCUUCCGAAUUCAAGCCCUGUGAACAUAUAGCCCUAUGUCGUGAUUGUUAUGUCAGAAUUAAGUGGGAAUCAUGCCCCACUUGUCAACAGCGAAUAAGGGGUGUGAGAGAAUUUGAGGCUCCAAAGUUUGAGGACAGGUGUGUAAAAAAAGAGGCUACAUGUCAGGAAUUAGGGGCUGCAUCUCAGGCAAUUGAGUCUCCAAAGUCUGAAGACAAGUGUGUACAAACAGAGGUUGCAUCUGAGGAAAUUGGUGAGUAUAAAAUAACAGUUGCCAAUUCAUUUCUAUAAGUUUUACUUCCCCUGGCCAUAUUGUGCUUCAAAGAAUAACUGAAAACAGGUUACAUUCCGAUUUUACGAUUGAAAGAUUAACUGUAUAAUAGUUCUAUUAAAGAUAUCGAUAUUAUUGAAAGUUUAUGGAAUAACCAUUGAGGAUAGCACUGUUGGUAAUAAUGUUCAAAUUAGAAGACACAAUAGAGUUAAUUUUGUCAUUUGGUCACGGAACUCAUCAU